Molecule: messenger RNA, 4666 nt
Organism: Triplophysa dalaica
Lineage: Eukaryota; Metazoa; Chordata; Actinopteri; Cypriniformes; Nemacheilidae
Gene: sobpb
Product: sine oculis binding protein homolog (Drosophila) b
Exons: 7
Coding region: 1257-3467 (736 amino acids)
Biological process (GO): animal organ development
Cellular component (GO): nucleus
Source: RefSeq, a predicted model, not a curated record
AUAAGUGUUUGGAGAGCAAUUGUAGAUAGGCUAGAUUGUAGAUAGGCUAAUUAGAAAAUACAAUCAUCACAUGUGGCUAUUAUUUAUAAUCUGUAAAGCUUUAUUUACUCGUAUGCAUGUCAGUUGUUGUUUAAUUAAGAAAGAAAACUUAAAGUUCGAAAUAAUUUUCAGCUCCUGCGCUGUCUCCAGAUUUGAAUUGAGCGACAUCUAGUGGACGAGUGUGGUAACUAUGAUCUAAUCUGGACCCCGCGACAGACAUUACUGUUCUCAUUUCGAGUCAUAAUAACGUUAUGAAAAAUAGUAGUCAUUCAGAGUAAGCUGAAAUAUAAUCUGAUACUCAUGCAGUGCCAUGGAAUCUGUAUCACUGGAGUUUCUAGUAUUAGAGACUGCUCCAUCUCCCUCUAGUGGUCAAAAUAAACACGUCAUCUAUUGUAUUGCGUCAGUGAAAAUGAAUGAAUAUAUCUUGUUAUUUUAAUCAACAGCAACCUCGUGUUAGUAAAGAAAGUUUUUUUAUAUGCAGAAACAUUCGUUUUAAAGUGUUUUAGAUCUACAGAGCAAAGAAGAAACAAUUCACAGGUGCGCGAGCGGAGGUGACUUUCGUUGUACCACCAGAUGUGUUGAGAGAGGGAGGGAGGGGGUCUUUCAGGGCCGCUGUGCUUUUGCCAGCGGGUAUCAGGUGACCCCCGCAGGGCACGAAAUCUGAACUGUGCGUCCCUGAACUCGAGUUCUCGGCUUACACGAGCGCGCAGCGCGUUUAUUCUUCGAAACACUGAAGUCAGUGUGUGUACUAUAUGUGUUCGUCUAUAGAGAAUAGACGAGAGGAGAUUUUUAUUUCCUUACAUAUGAAACAUGUACCUGUAGAUGAUCCCUAUAAUAAUAAUAAAUUAUAGAAACAAUAGCUGGCAGUUAUAUUUUUACCCUCUUUAAGGCCGAGCCAUAAAAAAACUAACUCACAUGCAUUCUAACCAGCACUUAAGAUUCCUCAAAGUCUCAUUUUUGCAUUCUCACAUCAGAAGAUGACACGCGCAUAUCAGAUCACCCCGCGCUCUGUUAAGCCUCGGUACUCGCAUUCCAGCCGAAAUGGACCCGGGUCAGCCUGUGGGAGGAGGAGGUGUUGAGUUUCACCUCCUCCCCUGGAUCUCCUCCGCACUCACUUCUGCGCGCUCAUUGUUCCAGCGCCGCGUCGACCGCUCGCUCGGGAUGGGCGUCAGAUUCCCGUGACAGGCGCGUCUGACAGCAGCCGCUUCACCCGAAUCAUGCCCGAGAUGGAAAAAGGGCGAGCGCCCGAAAACAAGCGCAGCAGGAAACCUGCGCAUCCAGUCAAGAGAGACGUCAACAACGACAUGAAGAACUUUGCUGAGAACACCAUGAAUGAGCUGCUGGGCUGGUACGGCUACGAUCAUGUGGACCUGCGACACUCUGAUGCGCCUGACACCCGCCAACGAUCAAAACACAACCAAAUAUCUGUAGUUAAAGAGAACUCAUUGCCAAAGGCAAAUGCUGAGGAGAGGAACGUGCCAUUAUCUUCAUCAGAGCCUGUGAGGAAUAGUGAGAGGGAGCCGGUGGUCACGCCCAUCUCAUCAUCAUCAUCAUCUGUCUCUCCACGAAUCAGAGAGCAACACAACAUGAAUGUCGUUGUGCCAUUAAUCAAACCUUCUGCUGUGGAAGAUGUACAGAAUGUUCAGAUCGUGUGUGUGUGGUGUCAGAAGGAGGGAAUGAAGCGUUAUUCUCUGCUCAUGGGUUCAGAACUCAAGAGUUUCUGCAGUGAGAAAUGUUUCGCUGCCUGUCGCCGGGCGUACUUCAAACGCAACAAGGCUCGAGAUGAAGAUCGCCAUGGCGACCAGUCACCGCCUCCCGGCCAGACCCUGGACACGCCCUCAAGACUUCUGCUGAAGAUGAACAACAACACUCGGGUGUGUGAUUGGUGUAAACACAUCCGUCACACUACGGAAUAUCUGGACUUUGGUUCUGGAGAGGAGCGACUGCAGUUCUGCAGCACAAAAUGUCUGAAUCAGUACAAAAUGGACGUGUUUUACAAGGAAGCGCGCGCAGCUCUCAACGGUUCUGCUUCUGCUUCCAGCGGGGCUUAUGACGACGAGGAGAACCAUCAGAAAGCUGGAGGAGGAGAGAACCAGAAACUUCUGACCCCAGAGUCCUGGGAGAGCUCUCCGCCCAAAACGCCCACAUCAGUGUCUGUGCUAAACACUCCGUCUUCAACGUCUUCAUCACUGAGAACGCCCGUCUCCACGAGCCAGUCCCGGGAGCGGUCGUGUGUCCAGACAAACACGUCACCCUCCGUCGCUUUGGACCAGCCACGCCCACCUCCUAUUACCCUCCCUUUUGUCCGGCCACCCCUGCAUGCCCGGGUUGUGCGGAGCCCAAUCCCUCAUCCACCCCGUAACCUGCCACGCCCCGCCAGCCCCAUCCAGCGACCUCCUCACCCGGCUUCUUUUGCUCCGCUCCACCCGCCCCCUCUGCUUCAGUCCUUCCCCGGCCAGUACGUGCCCUUCCACCCCGCCUACCCUCCCCACCUGCCCCCGCCGUGGCCGCAGCCCAUGAUGCUGGUUCCCUACCCCGUCAUCGUGCCAAUCCCGGUGCCAAUUCCCAUUCCCAUCCCGUUACCUCGCUCGGGUCACGUUGGUGUCAUACGAAGCCCGCAGGGGCGAGAAGAGAAAGAUUGGGGUGACCGCACGCCCGAUCCGGGUCACUCCAGCUCUGAGGAGUCAGAGGUUCAGCACAGAAUAAAGACUGAACAAACUCCUUCCCCUCUUGCCCUCUCCUUACCCUCGACGUCUAUCGGGUCGUCGGAGCGGCAGGUAAUUCAGUGUCUUCACAGACACCCGGUCAAAGAGGAGCUUCAGAACGGCACCACCUUACCUGACACGCCCGAAACCCGGGCGCUCACCACACACAUCUCACACGUUCUACGCAAAGCACUUAAACAUAGUGCCGGCAACGCGCCACCGGUGGUCACACCCUCAGCCUCAUUGGACAAUAAAACCGUCACUCCGGCAUCUCUGUAUUCGUUGGCCCAUUCCACCGCCAUUCAGAUCACCUCCGUUUCGUUGGACAGUACGCACAGAAUUGGCCCGGCCUCUGAUGGGACAGCAGGCUCCGCCCAGAUUCCCUCACCUCUGUCUGAUUCAGAGGAUGUGAAGGAGAACAGUUAUUUAGGUGGCUCAACCAAUCCCUGGUCAGCGGUGAGGACAGACUCCCGAAGCGACCAAUCUAAAGAGAGCAUGGGGGCAGAGGAUGCUUCUCAAGAUGUCGAGCACACGUACGCUCGAUCUGUACCUCCCAAACUACGAGAGAAAAAUGCUCACGUGAAUGCUCAGACGAGCACACAAACGCACCUACACACACAGACAUACAACUUGCUUCCUCAGAGCUCAGAGACCAGCGGAAGAGACGAUCCAGAACCUGCCGUCAAGAGGAGAUGUUUGAGAAUCAGAGAUCAGAAUAAAUGAACCUGGUUUCAGAGUUUAUGGGUUGAAAAUCUAGCGUGUGAACGUGCAAAGGACACAUACAGCCUCAAACAUCGCCCUCUGGUGACCCUGUGCCAGCAGACGUACAGAAGGUCACAUCCAGCGUUGAGCGGCAGGGCUCAACUCCAGAACGUCAUGAGGACCAUCAGUAGACACGCUGAGAUCAGACGUGUGUGAUCCGGUUACACUCUGACUGUGUGUGUGUGUUUUGCCGAGCUUCUACAAAGCCAGCCAUUGUUCACCACUGCCAGCCCAUCCUUACCGCCUGUGUGCAUGUGUGUGUGAGUUCAGCUGCGGUGUUCGGUUACCUGACACACUGGCGCUUUGGCCACAGGGCAUUUUUAGAUUUCAUCUGAAGAGUGCCAAAAGUGCAGAAACACACACGUACACGGUACACACACACACACACACAGAUUAUUCUGCUAUAUCAGGUCCUCUGAGAGCUGAGACACAGAGAGAGAGAGAGAGAGAGAGAGUAUUAGUGUUUGUGGCCCACACCGAACAACCUCUGAAUUUUUAUCUGCUAUAGUUUUUCUGACACAGUGCUCAGAAUCUCAUAUUUUUACCCCAAAAUACUACAGAAUAUCAUGCUAUUACCAUUAUGGUUGUGUCAAAAAUCCCAUUCUGUAACCGCACUAAAAACUGUACUUAAAGCACUUCGAAUGGAGUCGCAAAAUAUCAGAUAUAAUGAAAUUCCACACAUUUGUAUCAGUAUUAUAAAGACCAAAGAACACUUGUGUUAAUGUCCAGCAGAGAGCAUCAUUGACAUGCAAACAUAUCACUUGAGCUGUGAGGGAUUUCAAAGGCUCACACUUUAACUUUUUCGUUUAAAUGCCUUAAUAUUUCACAUCCAUGGAUACAGCCACUGGAUACGUCAAUGCAUUAUAAAGAAUGCCAAAACAAUGACAAUACAGUAAUUGUUAUGUCUUCAUAACACGUUUAUAUGCUUUUAUGUUGCCAGUAAAGCAGUUUCAGUGAACGUUUUAUGUAUAUUUUUAUGGUGUCUAUUGUGACUUUUACACGUGAUGUAAAACAUGUUGGCAAGUGUGCUAUAGAUUCACUUAAUUGUGUUUGCUUUGACGUCAGAAUGUGACGUAAGCACUCAGAAUAACCUGUUCACUGACUGUCUAUGUGAUUUUGUCAAUCUUUAUUAGAUUUCUUCAUAAUAAAAACUUCAUAUA